Centropristis striata (black sea bass) is the source of this 641-nucleotide messenger RNA. It is a transcript of the gene ptrhd1, whose product is annotated as peptidyl-tRNA hydrolase domain containing 1. The coding region runs from base 113 to 493 and encodes 126 amino acids. The record is from RefSeq and is a predicted model, not a curated record. The transcript has 2 exons. Gene Ontology annotation, molecular function: peptidyl-tRNA hydrolase activity. NCBI's taxonomy places the organism in Eukaryota, Metazoa, Chordata, Actinopteri, Perciformes, Serranidae.
CCAGCAGAGUGCAGCACCGUUAUUUUAUCGUUUAAUAAAUAAAUUACAAAUCGGAUGAACCGGAAAGUAAACAGACCGUGAAUCUGUUCCUGUGCCGGCUGGAGAGAGAAACAUGGCGGCUACAGGAGCCGCUUCUCCCAGCCGGCUGGUCCAGUACGUGGUGGUCCGGUCGGACCUGGUCCACCAGCUGUCGUGGCCCCUCGGGGCCGUGAUCACGCAGGCCUGCCACGCCGCUACCGCCGCCGUCCACCUGCACUACGGGGACCCGGACACGCAGCGGUACCUGGCGGAGCUGGACUCCAUGCACAAGGUGGUGCUGGGGGCUCCAGACGAGGCGUCCCUCUCGGCUCUAUCAGAGACUCUAACACAGGCCAACGUGGCCCACAAGCUCUGGAUCGAGCAGCCGGAGAACAUCCCCACCUGCCUGGCUCUGAAGCCGUGUCCUAAAGAGGCCGUGCAGCCGCUGCUGCGCAAGUUUAAACUCUUCAAAUGACGGCACCAAAAGACACUGUCCAGCUGUGCACCGCAAUGCAUGUCAAUAUUUCAUUUUAUCCAUAAAAGGAGAACGUCUAAAAGUUGUGGACUUCUUCUCAGUGCAUCUAAACAACUGUAAUGUCCAGGAUUAAAGUCUGAAUAUAUGA